Haliotis rufescens (red abalone) is the source of this 1779-nucleotide messenger RNA. Its product is annotated as probable palmitoyltransferase ZDHHC24. Gene Ontology annotation, molecular function: palmitoyltransferase activity. The transcript has a single exon. The record is from RefSeq and is a predicted model, not a curated record. Bases 154 to 984 code for a protein of 276 amino acids. Lineage: Eukaryota; Metazoa; Mollusca; Gastropoda; Lepetellida; Haliotidae.
AACCCGGAAGCCCGGUCGCCUCAACUUGUUUACACGCGUGUCUUCGUGUCCAGACCGAUACCUGGUGAUAUAUACAGUUGAGGGAAGAACGUUUAUACCUCAGGACUAUUGCGUGUGUAUUUAGUGUGACUUUAUCAGCGUGAGCUGUCAAACAUGGCGAGGCGAUGGAAGCUACCGAACCGACGCGGCGAUCAGAUCGCCCUUGCUGUGUUCACCUUCGGCGGGGUAUUUGCCUUGUGGUACGAAGUAUUCCAUGUGCUGCCGACAUUCUACCCGGAGUGGACGACUGAAUCGUACGUGCAUUGUGUACUCGCUGCUGUGCUUGCCUCAAAUAUAUACGGAAAUAUGUUUAUGCUCGCUACCACGGACGUCAGCGGGACCGACCUCGUCAUGCCAACCGGCCCCGCCCCUAAAGGGUGGCGUUAUUGUGAUACCUGCGUCAGUAACUACCCCCCGAGAUCCCAUCACUGCAAGUUAUGCAACAUCUGUGUCUUAAAACGCGACCAUCACUGCUUUUUCUCCGGAUAUUGUAUCGGUUACCAUAACUACCGAUACUACGUUGUCAUGGUAACGUAUAUGAUGCUAGCGGGUAUCUAUGGUAAUAUUUUCAACUUAUCCUUUGUGCUGGAAGCGAAAGGAGGCAUUUCAUUUUGGCGACUGGUCUCAUUUUGUGCGCCCCAUGUUGGGUUUAUGUUUGGCUUUGAGAGCCUGUACGUGUCUUUCAUCACCUCAGUAACGUCGGUCGGCUUUCUGGUGACGUAUUGUUUCGCAUGGCUCUUCCUCAACCAGGUGAUACAGAUAUACAAAGGACAAACGAUGCAUGAGCGGAAGAAACAGAUUUCUACAUAUAAUCUCGGAUUGAAACAUAAUAUCGUCGAAGCCUUGGGCAAGAACUGGUGUUUGGUGUGGUUUGCGCCUUGGAUACCGUCCAAGUUGCCGGGUGAUGGCCUAUCAUUUAGAUCACAGAACACUAAAGAACUUUAGUUUCUGACAUCAUCCGUUUAGCUUCGUAGUAGAGUCAGGGACAGACCACUUUGUUUUAUUUUAUUCACUACACCUAUGUGUACAUUUGUGUUUUCAUUACAUCCAGCAGGUCCAGCAAGGCUUUUGUUGGGAUAAAACGUGAGGCAAAAUUAUUUUCCUAUCUCGUGACCCCCAGAUUUCAAAUGGUCUGUUCCUAGCGUCUUGAGUAAUAAAGAGCUACUAUAAUAAUUGUAUAUGAGUCCCUAGAUAGUGUUUAUGUAUAUUUUCAAAUGUGUCUACUUUCCUGGUUGUGUUCAUGUAUUGACACAAACUUUUUGUAUUUUUAGUUUAUCAGAAAUAGUGAUUACCGCAUAUAGUAUAUAGUCUAAUUAUGCAGACAGCUAUAUGAUCAUUGUCAUAUUCUAUCAUCGCGUUCCAAUGUGUCUUAUAAACUCACAUAUGUAGAGACAGAUUUGUUUCGCGAUCUGAUCCUAUUAAUAUACAUCCGGCAGCCAUUAAUAGGAUCAGAUCGCGAAACAAAUCUGUUGGAUUUUCCAUUUAGUAAAAAGGCUUCUACAGUCUCAACGCUUCAGUUUAUUGAGACUGGGAUACAGGAUAAUAAAGAAUCUGAUUUUUCAGAUGUGAUAGUUAUCCCAUAAAAAGUGUGCAGGCAUUGUCAGUACAUGCAUGUAUUUUUGUAUAUUGUAUCAGCUCAAUUCAUCACGAGAUGCCUUUCUUUGAGGUGAGGUGAAAUGGGGUUUAACGUGGCGUUCAAGAUUAUAUUGCACUUAUAUAUGUGCCGGUUUGUGAGGUGGG